AUGGUCUAUCUGUCUGCAUUCGAGUUUCCAGAUUUGCAAUCCUUGCCUCUGAAGAUGUCAGAAUAAUUGAAGACUAAAGUAGCAGCAUCAAGAAAUCCCAAGCUGGUAAAAAUGGAGGACAAAACCAGAAAGCUAUCUCCAUCUGUAUAUGCACAUGAAAUGUCUCAGUCGACAGAGGAGAGACAUACUACUACAAAUAAGAUGUCUCCACCUCGCAUUCUGGAACUUUUAGACAUGAGUAAGACAACACAUCAAAAGUUUUCUGCUGUAGAUGUGGACCAUCCUUUCUUCCAGCCAUACCCGUCUGAGAUUGUGUUCCAGAACUAUCUGCCCUCUGAGAUGUAUGAAGUGCCACUGGUGUUACGCAAUAAUGACAAGAUCCCUCGCCUUGUGAAGGUGGUUAAAGACGACUCACUAUAUUUCAAAGUGGUGAGCCCAGUAGAUUUAUGCAACAAAGUGGCCCCAGGCAUGGCGUUCACUUUUACAGUUCAAUUCACUCCACAGGAGAACAAGGAUUAUAGCCACCAAGUAAUCUUUAUGACUGAGAGGGAGAAGUUUGAGGUACCCAUCCGGGCAAUAGGGCCACGUGCCAUCCUGGACUUUCCAGAUGAGCUGCACUUUUCUCUGUGUCCUGUGAAAUGUUUAUCUCAGAAAACCCUCUUUGUACGCAAUAUUGGAAAAGGCGAGGCCAAAUUUCAGCUCAGCACACAGAACCCAUUUUCUGUAGAACCUUCAGUAGGAGCACUUAGUGUUGGCAAGAGUAUGCAGGUGACUGUUGAUUUUCUACCCACAACUACAGGAGACCACAGCCAACAACUGCUCCUCCAUUACCACACAGGAGAAGAUAUUUACAUAAAUUUGUAUGGAGCCUCCACAGAUAUAAAUGUGAGGUUGGAUAAGAAUUCACUGUGGGUGGAAAAGACUUACAUCUCCAUGGCUAACCAGUGCACAGUGGCUAUUCUGAACAGAAGUGACACCAUAGUGCAUUUCCAGUGGAAGAGCUUUGCCACUGAGGUGGAAGAGGAACAGCAUAGACUCAGGUUCUUUUCUAAGCUGCAGCAGGAAGAAGAUGAUGAGAUGGAACAGUUUUUAACAGAGUGUGACGCUGACCCCACUCUUCGAGACCGCCUCUCCCUGCUCUCACGCACCUUCCAGGACAGACGUAAGCAGCCUCAUCAGGACCGGCUAGUUUUCAGUGACCAGCAUAUCAUCAUAGAGCCACAGGAGGGGGACAUCUGGCCAAACUGCACAGCAAAAAUCAACGUUAUCUUCAAGCCCCAAGAAGCCAAACUUUACCAGCACACUGUAUACUGUGAUGUCACAGGCAGAGAGACUUGUUUGCCACUGCGAAUAAAGGGGAAAGGCAUGGGGCCCAAAUUGCAGUUUAACUUUGAUCUACUGGACAUUGGCAACAUUUUUGUUGGCUCCAAGCACUGCUAUGAGGUGCUUGUGAGCAAUAAGGGACUUAUAGAUGCCCCCUAUAGUCUCAUGCCUCCUACUACAGCUGUGGGCCUGUGCUUUUCCUUCAGUCCUCCUGAGGGCAUGGUGCCACCUGGGGCUUGCCAUGUCCUGGAGGUCCACUUCUUUUCUGACAAACUGGGCACUUUCUCCGAGGAGUUUUAUUUUACUGUUUUGGGAAAUCCCCAGCCUCUCAUUCUCACAUUCAGGGGGUGUGUAAUAGGCCCGACGUUUCAUUUUAACAUUCCUGAGCUUGACUUUGGACAGGUAUCCUUCGGCUUUCCUCAAACACUAACCUGCUCACUUACCAAUUCCUCAUUGGUAUCUAUGAAUUUUGGUCUACGGAUCCCUAGUGAUGGGAUGGGGAGAGAAAGUGUGACCAGUACUGAGCAGGUAAGAGAGCUGGACAGGAAUGACUGGAAGCCAGGAGACAGGGCACAUGAAAGGCCUAGAGAAUUCAGAGUGACACCCAGUUCUGGCACCAUCCGGGCUCAGAGCCAAAUGGACAUCAAGGUGACCUUGUGCUCUAAUACAGUGCAGCAAUACAGUCUAGCAAUGGUCGUGGAUGUUAAUGGAGUUGGGGAGGAGUUGUUAGCUCUCCCAAUUAAGGCUAGCUGUAUUGUUCCUGAAGUGCAUCUGGAGAGUUCUGUGCUUCAGUACCAGCAAUGUUUCCUGGGUUAUCCCUAUGAAAAGACCAUCAGACUGAUAAAUGAUACAAACCUCCCUGCAUGCUAUGGCCUUUUAGACCAGAAGUAUGAGGAGAACCCAUCUCUACUGUACUCUACUGUUCAUCCAAGAGGAGUGAUUCAGCCAUACAGUAUUGAAGAGAUUCCUCUGGUUCUCCAGGCUAAAACAGUGGGCCAAGUUCAAGUCAUGGCUCUUAUUGCAAUUUUAGGCCAACAGGAUCCUCCAUUGGAGUUGCUCCUGACCUGCAUUGGCCAGGGGCCAGUUGUCUCCAUCUCUGCCACUGAGCUACACUUUGGCACCAUCCCAGUGCUCACUGACAUCCCAAGGACGCUGCAGUUGUUCAACAAGUCCCCCAUCCCAGCCCAGUUCUUGGCACGAAUGGUUAAGAGUAACACUCUUUGGCGGGUGGAGCCAGCAGAAGGAGAGAUUCCCCCAGAAGGGCAAUUCAAACUGACAGUGGUGGCCUCUCUAGAUGAUACUCUGCCAUUCCAGGAUACAUUGCAACUGGCCAUCCACAACAGCCAAACCCAUACAAUACCCUUGUUUGCUACGGGGAAGGGCACUACUAUUGUCACUGAUCGGCCCUUUGCACCCCAUCUGGACCUUGGAACUCAUUUUAGCUCAGGUCCAUGCCAGUAUCACUUUAAGAUCACCAACAGAGGUCAACGAUUUCACAAGCUUUUCUGGACCACUGAAGGCUUUCCUCACUUCCGCUGCAGAGGCCCACCAACCACAAAAAAUCAACCACUCACUACUUCCAGUCAAGGCAAAGCCAGGAGUCAACUGGCAGCUUCAACUUUGGGUGCUCCUGUCUUCUACCUGACACCCACACGUUUGGAGCUUGGUCCAGGUCACUCAGCUGACAUGCUGCUGGAGGGCUUCUGUGAUACACCCAAAGUGGUAAGAGAAAGGAUGAUAUGCCAUGCCUUCGUGGGGAAUCAGAAUGGGAAGGAACGCAUCAUGACAGUGGAUAUCACAUGUCAAUUCAUCGCACCAAUCCUGAAUAUCUCCCCUCAGCAGCUCAACUUCUGUGUUGAAAAGGUUCCAGGCAUGCCCCUUGUGCCUCUGUAUGAAAAUCUUUAUCUGAAGAAUGUCUCCAUGUUGGCUCUCUCUCUGGAGCUUACCCUGGCUGAGCCAUUUGGUCUCUGUGACUGUAGCAGUGACGACUCAUUCACUUUCUCAAAGAGUCUGGUGAUGGGUAUUGGCGCUGAAGCAGAGAUCUGGGUGCGCUUCAACCCUCUUUACCAGCUGGAUUUAGUGAGCCGUGUGGCUGAGGAAGUGCUGGAGGUGAGCUACAGUGGGCACCCUCAGCGGGACACCGUGGCUCUGCGAGGAGAGGUACACUUUCCCAACCUGCACUUCUCAAGUCAUGUGUUAGACUUUGGCUGCAUCCUCAACUGCACAGAGGUCCAGAAGCAGCUUACCAUGACUAACUCCAGCUCACUCCCUGUUAUCUACCACUGGGCUUUUAUGCUGGGUCAAAAGCAUUACCCCAUCAGGCAGAGUAGAAUCUCUAACAUUCCACAAGAAGAAGAGAGGAAAAAUAAGAAGAUAAAACGAGAUUACGGUACCAAUGAGCAAAGAAGAGCAAAGGAGCAACUGACAAAUACACGCAGCUCUAUUCUACCGGGACAGAUCAGUAAAGCAUCUACAGCACAGAAACCAACAGGGUUAGAACUGGACAUCAGCACAGCCAUCAUAACAGUCAGAGAGACAAGUAUAAGUGUGGAAAAGAUAUUUGACAUUAUGCCAGUUUAUGGAGUUCUGCAGCCUGGUGAGAUGCAACAGGUGACAUUCUCAUUCGUUGGCCAUGCUGACAUCAGUGCUCAAGUCCUGGCUGUGUGCGUGGUGGAGGAAGGCCCAACAUAUGAGAUUGCCCUCAAAGGGGAAGCUUCACUGAUCACCUACACCUUGGAUACAACUGAGAUCGACUUUGGUCCUCAGUUAUUUGACCAUGUGGCAGAAGCAGAGAUCAUUUUGAGAAACACAGGAAAGGUGGGUUUUGACUUCAGUUUUCUGUUGGAGGAUCAGCAUGUGUCCCCAAAAGACACCUUACCUGGACAACCCCUUGUUAUUCCCAGCAUGGGCCACAUAAGGGCAUAUGAGGACAUGAAAGCUUCUGUGUACUAUCUUCCUGGAAUCCCAGAGGUUUUUAUGAAGGUGUUCCAACUACAGGUUGCCUUCUUUGAGCCAGAAAGCAUUACAAUUAUGGGAGAGGGCAUCUUUCCUAGAGUGUGCCUGGACCUACCUAGAGACCUAAAUGAAGAACAAUAUAGCUUAGUGCUGAAGCAGGCAAAGGAAGCAGUUGAAAGUGAAUCUCAAAGAGAAGACAUGCUAAGGAGACCUGGUACAGGGUUUGGUGAGACGUAUGAAGUGGACUAUAUUCCUACAUAUGAUGUGCUGCUGCAGAUGGAGGUUGAGAGGCUCCUAGUCACGGAAAACUCUAUAGCAACUGAGAAAUCCCAAAGAGACUCUGUACAAAGUGAAAAGCCUGGAUCUAUUUCUAGCAUGUGGCGCAAAAAGCUCAGCAGGUUUAUUUUGCCUGAGUACAUUCUGGACUUUGGACAUGUGAUUCACGGCACUGUGUCUACUCAUAUUGUAAAAGUGACAAACAGUGGGCCUCUUCCAGUGUCCUUCAGAGCUGAACAACGUUCUCUGGCAGGCACAGGAUUUAGUACAGAGUUGGACAGGGUGAAGAAUCUGCCCUACUGUGAGACAGAGACAUUUGAGGUGAAGUUUGAUCCACAAGGUGCAAAUCUAGAGCUUGGGGAGAUGAGCACUGUAUUGUCUAUACAGGUAUUUGGGGGUCCUACAUUACCAGUCCGUCUAUGUGCAGUGGUCACAAUACCCAACUUGACCACCUCUACUAACAUGUUACAGUUUGAUACUGUUCAAUGUGGCAUGUGUAAAGUGGCUAUAAUUCAGUUGCACAACCCUGAGCCAGUGCCCUGCAAGUGGAGCAUCAAAGAGGAGGAGCAGCCAAAGAGAAAGACUGAGAAGCACAUCCCACGUCACCUGAGACAGGAGGCUCGUUUAGAGAAGCUGACUUCUCCACUUAUCUUUGAGAUGUUGCCAUCCAGUGGUAUGCUGUAUCCUGGUGAUUGGAUUAACAUCCAGGCCAAAUUCAGUCCAGCUGAAGGGAAAACAUAUAGAGAGAAGCUGGUGAUAGCUGUGGCCCAGAGCACCCAGAGGAUCUUACUCUUAGCUGAGGGACAGGGAUUGGAGCCACAGCUAGAGUUUUCCACCUCAGAAAUCGAGCUAGGGCCUGUACUGCCCUACAGCUAUGGAGAUGAGGUUGAGGUGCUGGUCCACAACCCUUGCCAUUUCCCCAUUGAGUUCUACUCCCUGGACUAUGACAGCCAGUACCUGGAGGAAGAGAGGAUCUUGCGGUUGUUGAAAGGAUAUGAUGCACAUAAUAUAUUACUGUUGCCCCCUCGAGCCCCUGGUGAGCCUCUGCCUGCAGAAGUUGUAGACUACUACCAAGAUCACAGGCCCCAAAAUCCUGAAUCAGAUGUGGUCAAUAUCAACAACAGAACCAGCAGGAUCGGUGAUCUGGAGAUAAAUCCUGUUUCUAGAGCUAUUGCUCACUACAUGGGCAUUGAUUUGUCACCAUCAGGCCAAACUGUUCAAAGAACGAGGGGCAUUGCCAUUGUAGUGCAUGGUGCUCCACUGUCAGGUAAGACAGCUUUGGCUGUGAACUUGGCGAGGUACUAUGGUGCUGCAUGUCUGAACAUAGACACAGUGGUGCAAGAAGCUUUGUCAUCUGGAACCAGCACUGCAAGCAAGCAAGCCAGAGAGCUGAUUGGAGAUGCCAUGGAGUCUGUGCAAGGCACAGAAGAACAUACUGCCCCAGCUGUGUUAGAUGGGAAAACUGUGGCUAGUGAGACUGUAGGUAUUCUCAGCGUUGAGGCAUUAGCCCAACAUGCAGCUGAGGGUGUUCAAGAUACUGACUCUAAAAUCCCUACAUCCACUCUCUCAACAAACAAGACCAGCAUCAUGGGAGCAAAGAAAGACGGUGGCUCCAAUCCCAAUGCUUCAGUGUUUAUUGAUUAAUUACAGGCUGGUCCAACUCCAAGUGUGAGUCCAGCAGGUGAGCUGAGAGGCAUGAGCAGUUUACUGCCUGAUGAUCUACUGUUAGAGAUACUGUCAGAGAGACUACAGCUUAGUGACUGCAAUCAAGGCGUUGUGAUUGAUGGCUUGGAGACACUGUACUGCCGCUUUCCAAGCACUGCACUCCAUGUUAUCAUCAAAGCCUUCAACAACCGCCAGCACAUCUAUGUUAUCAACCUCACUGACAGCUACUUUGAAUUUAAAUCCAGAGAGAGAGCUCAACUGGAGCUGGCAGAGGCCUUACAGAGGGAACAGACUGAAAGAGAAAAGCUGCAUUUGCAGGAGAUGGACGAGGAUGAGUAUAAUGCCCUGUGUGAGGAAGAAAAAGAAAGUGCAAACCUGCUAAAUGAACUUAGGUAUAGCAAGCAAGAGAGGCAGCAGGAAAAGAAGCACGAGGAGGAGAAGCUCAAAGUGGCGGAGGAGAUGGAGAAAAAAAACAAGAAAGGAAAAAAGGAAGAACAUGCCCAGCCUGUUUUAGCACUGCACUCAGACACUGGACAGGAACAGCAGUCUAAAGUGAAUAGAAAGAUGUCUACCAGCACAGAAGCCAAAGACUCACUUUUAGGGGCUACCAGAGAACUUGAUAAAGGAGGCAAAAAGAAAGCCAAAGACAGCAAGCCACCUGACCAUGAUCAUUCUUUACUGCUACUGGAUCAACUGGAGAAAGAGCUGGUAACCGAUGCUGAAAGGCAGCUGUUUUCCCGGUUCCGUCUGUAUGAGCAGAGUCAGCCACGCAUUCAGCACAUGCUGCAGAACUGGGAUAGGACUAAAGGCCUUCUGCUGAAUUCUCCUCCUUCAGAGGAGCAGCAGCAGCGACAUGAAGCCCCAGAACUCCAUAAGCCGCAUACCAAGUUGUCCAAGAAGGAGCGGGAGAAAGAAAGGAUGAAAAUGGACACUGCUGAUCCUAAGCUGCUGUCGCCAACCCCCAAACAGACUCACCUAUUGUCCUGUGGCACAGAGGGUUCAGAGAAUGAGCUGGCAAUAGAGCUUAUACCCUACAUCUGUAUCUCUAUCAGCAAAAAAGAGGAGGCAAGCAUAGACAUGCUUCUCAGCAGUAUGAAACUGCCAUAUCUGGAUGAGGUUUUGGAUGGGUUAGGACUUGGACCCACAGGUCCACCCAUUCCUCCUCCCAUGCUGUUCUCAGUAGUCCAGUACCCCAAAAGAAGUGUGGUGUCCAGCUCCUAUUUUACUCCUGGUUGUUUCACCUUCUUGAUGCCCUCAUCUCUGGAAGUCUCAGCUGAGGAGAAGCGGGAGGCUGACUUGGUGACAGAAGCCUUAAGCUCUACUGUGUCUGGCAAGGAGGAUGUUACAACCCUUAACAAAGGCAAAGGGAAGAAUGCCAAAGUGAAAGAGGAAUCAGCCAAGGGGACCCCAAAAGACAAGCAACAAAUUCCUGCAAAAAAAGGACUAAUAGACUCUUGUUCAUCUCCAGAGCACAGCCAGCGAAAUAUGCCGCGAAGCUCUCCCGCGGAGUGAGGAAGAGGUGGGCAGCUUACUCAUUUCCGCUGGGUUGUGCCACCAAAUGGAGAAAUGACCCUGAGACUGUGGUUCCACUCGUCUGUGCCUGGUGAUUUUAAACAGACUUUGGGGUUUGAAGUGAUGGGGACCAAGCGCUGUUAUCAUCUCUACUGCAGAGGCAUCUGUGGUUUUCCAUCCAUCAGCAAAGACCAUAAAACAGUGUUUGCUCACUGUAAAAAGGCCAUGCAGAAAAAGAAUGACUUACAGAAGACAUACAUUAUCCGCUCAGGCCUGUAUGACUUCGGGCCCCUGCUUUGUGGAAGAAAUAGAGAAAGAUACAUGGAAAAGAAGUGCCCAGAAAAUGAAGAAAGACUAGUAAUCCACAACAACUCCCCCAUGGUGGCAGAGGUUAAUUUUUGCCUCCACCAGGACACCAAAUCCACCACAUUUAUCCUGGACCCUCUGAGCAUUGUUCUUAAGCCCAAUGAGAGAAAGGAGCUCAGAGUAUCGGCAUACCCUACCACUCCAGGUCUUAUAGAAGACAGUGUGGUGUGCUGUAUUAAGGAGAACCCAGAACCUACUAUCUUCCACAUCUCUUGCAAAGGAGUCCGACCAGAACUGGAAGUGAAUCGCAAGCAACUUAAUUUUGAUAAGAUUUUCCUGGACAGGAGACAGACGCGCACUCUGCGCUUGCACAAUCCCACUGAUCUCCCAGUUGCCUGGUGGCUGAGUGGCCUUGAGGGGCUGGGCGAGGAGUUUAGCAUUUUCCAGGACCAUGGCAUCAUCAUGGCACAUUCUGAGUUUUCCUUGCUCAUGCAUUUCCAUGCCAUAAAACCUAUUAGCCUGAAGAAGACCAUAAGAUUGGAGGUGUCAGAUGUAGAGAAUAUUCUUGGUGUUGUCCAUACUGAGAACAUUAAUAUUGUGGCAGAAGCUUAUGAUGUGGCCUUGGAAAUUACCUUACCCAAAGGUACGGACAACAGUCUGGACUUUGGCGUAAUCAAAGUAUCAGAAGAAGUGAAGUUAUCUGUUAAUCUGAAAAACAAGGGCAAACAUGAUAUUGCCUACAAGUUUGUCCUGGAGCCUACGGAGCCUCAAAUGCCUAACCUCAACUCAGUCUUCACAAUUACACCUCAAAAAGGCACUCUUCAUCCCUCUGACCGGUCCACAUGUGUCCAAGUAAUCUUCUGCUACAACAAGGAGGCGUCUCUUAGACAACAGCCAAUUUUACAAUGCCAGGUCAUUGAGCCAAAUAUUGAUGAAACCAUUAAGAUCAUACCCAUCAAAGUGUCUGUGCAGUGUGUCUAUUCUAAGUACAGCAUCUACCCUGCAAAUAACAUCAACUUUGGUCCAGUAGUCUAUGGUUCCUGCAAGACACAGACAAUUACUGUGGAGAAUAGGGGUGAAUUUGAAAUCUGUUUUACCAUCUCCAGAAUGUUUAAAGAUCUCCCAGCAUCUGAGCAAAAGAGAGGAGUAGGCAAGAGAACUUCCAGAGAGAGUAACUCUGCAAGACCAUUAUCCACAGCCAUGAAACCACGCCAGUCUGACUCUGUUCAGAAGGACAAUAAUAGGGACACCAUACCUUCUCAGACACUGCCUAUGGGGUUGUUCUCCUUGUCUCCAUGCUUUGGCAUCCUUUCAGCUGGUGCUCAGCAGGUGGUAACUGUGGACUGUGUGGCAGAGCAGUUAGGCUGCUGGGAAGAGUGCCUUGUGUUGGACAUCACUGAUCGAGACCCUUCUGACAGCCCAGGAGGCAUCCUCUACAGGUUACUAGCAGAGGUCUGCAUGCCAGGAAUAGCCCAUGAAGAUAUUGCGUCCAUCUUUGAAGAACACAGAUUGUGCAAGAACAGUAGCAUGCUACAGUGUGAGCAGUAUCAGGAGGCUAUGGGCAUCUAUAUCCAGGACGAGAACAAGUUUGUCUUUAGCAAUGUGUUAGUCGGCCAGUCAGCAAAAGCCCGCUUCCGUCUUACCAACCCUGGCAAAAUACCCUGUAAACUUAGUUUGCAGGUUAAAGCUGUCAAGAUGCUUAUGCGGAGCUCUGAGGUGUUUGAGCUUACCCCUACACGGAUGAAUAUCCCCAGUCACUCACAUGCCUUUGCUACAAUUACCUUCACUCCCCAGAACAUGCAGACCUACCUUGGAGUUUUUGAAGCCUCUCUAGAAGGGCCAACUGGUGUGUUUCCUUUGGGCAGGAGCAAGUUGCUGGUGUUUGAUUUGAUGGGAGAGGGCAAUUUGCCCUGUAUAUCUAUUCUAAAACCAGUUCAGAGACGCAAACAUGGACAGCCAGUCCUGCAGUUUAAGCGGCUUCUGGUAGACAAGAAACAAAUUCUCCCUCUGGUCAUCAAGAACAUUAGCAAUGUACCUGCACAGGUUAGCAUUGAUCUGCUUGACAAGAUCGGAGUCUUUGCUUUAAGGGCAGCUCCUGGCACUGCAUGCAGCUACAUCACCUCUUCAAACAUAGAAAGUGAACCUGGAACAGAAAGGCAGGUGGAUCAUUUGGCCUCCCUGGCACUAAUGGCUGGACAGCAAGCAGAGUUUGAGGUGGAGUUUCAUCCUGAGGUCACUCAAAUUUUUGAGGCCACCAUGCAGCUGUUUGUAAAAGACAACCCAUAUGAAAAGACACUGAUACAUCUCCUAGGAGAGGGCUACCGUGACAUCAUAUCUUUGGACAAUAUCAGCAGCAAGGUUCCUCAGGACCAGAACAGCACAGAAGCACCUCCUACAGCGAUAUGUGAUAUUGUGCACUUCGGAGACUGUCAUGUAGGCCGGCUUUACCAAAAGACCUUCACUAUGACCAAUCACAGCAACUCAGAGGUUCUGCGCUUUCAGUGGCCUCAGGGUGAGCCUCAUCUGUAUUUCUCACCUGAGAUAGGCCACCUCCAUGCCAGAUGCACCAAGGAGGUUACAGUAAGCUUCAACUCAGAGCAGCCCAUAGUGCUGACUGAAUGGGUGAUGAAGUGUAAACUCUGCCAGAUAACUUUCCAGCAGCCUGUGGACCAAGUGCCAGACUGGGAUGACCGUCACAGGACUGUCAAGUGGGUUGAUGUGGAAAAGCCGCUGUCACCUCAGAGACCAGCCAAGAAAAAGGUGGUAGAGACUGACCCAGAACCUGUCCAUUCAGUGGUGAAAAACUCGUUUAGGGAACUAGAAUUGGGGAUAAGUGUCACGUGUGAUUAUGCCAAGUUUGAGUGUGAUGCUGAACCUAUCCUUUUUAAAGACACCAUGCUCUUUCAAACCAGAGUUUUCCAAAUGCAAAUGGCCAAUAAAGGCACUGUGGAGCUUGAAUACUCAUGGCAGGUUAUGAUGGACACCUCUGAGAAGACUCAGGGCUUUGUUCAUGGAGACAUGACCCCCACUACUGCCAAAGGCAAUCAGACAGGGCUGAGGCCAUCCAGCAAUUUGAGGAGCUUGUCUACUCUGCUGUUAGGAGAUCCAGAGCUUCCUCCAUUCACUGUGGAGCCGAAUAUGGGACUUAUACUGCCUGGGACCUACCAGAUAUUUUAUAUACGCUUCUCUCCUCUAGAAGUAGCCCAUUAUGAGGCCAGACUAGUCUGCAGCAUCCCAAAUCUGAAGGACCAGCAAGGCCCUGUGAUAGCAGUGAAUGGACGCAGUAUGAUGCCUUAUUGCCAUUUCCACCUGGAAGACUCAGGAUACCUCACUGAUAACAUACAGAGCCUUGAGCCCCCUGGCCCACAGAGGUCUACACCCAGAGCCAAGCUGGAUCUCAACACCAAAGUUAUAGAAUUCACAUCCACAGGGGUCGGCACAUCCAUCUGCAGGACCUUCAGUGUCGUAAAUCCCACAAACAAGCCAUAUUCAUUGUUGUGGAGAUGUGAAGACUCGGAAGUUAAACCCUUCACCUGCCUCACACCAAAGGACUCCAUUCAGCCUGGCAAGAAAGUAGAGGUCUCAUUUAAAUACCAUGCCCAAGAACUAGAUUUGGUGGAAUCCUUCUGGACUUUCUUAAUUCCAGAGUAUAAGUUCUCAGUGCCCUUCCUGCUGGUGGGCACAGCAAAAGAUCCAAAUGUGUACAUUGAUCAUGCUCAUCUUAAUCUCGGCAGUCUGCUUAUUGGUCGUGAGGUCCAAAAAAUUGUGUAUUUGGUGAAUAGAGAAGACCAACCUUUCUACUUUGCUAUUGAUGAGGUCUCUCGGCAUACAAAGUCAUUCAGAGACAGCCUAAGACUGAAGCCCAUGCAAGGGACAGUACCCCCCAGAGACAAGUUCCCUGUGGCCAUAUCCUUCACACCCACACAAGAGGGUCUGGUGACAUUUAACCUACGCAUGGUGAUCAGAGGAAAGGUUCAGCCACUCACUAUGAACGUGAAGGCAGAUGGUUAUAACAUGAAUGUCUGUGUCCAAUAUGAGAGUCCAGAAGGGGCCAUAAUUGAACUUUCUGCUACUGAUUGUCAUCUUGUGAACUUCAAACAGGUGGAGAUGAAUAGUAAGUCCACACAUGCUUUUGUGGUGUUCAACCCAGGGAGGUUUGAUGUGGAUGUGCAGUAUGAGAUAACAGGGCCUGAAGAGCUGCACCGCCACCUACAGGUGGAGCCCACAACAGCUGUGGUACCAGUGGGAAAACGGAAUCAUUGCAUCCUCAGUUUCUUCCCUUUGCAGAAGUGUGACCUCAAAGAUAUGAGCUUCUUAAUCAAGAUAAAGGAUGGCCCAGUUUUCCGAUGCAUUCUGCUGGGUUCUGCCACCAGCCUGGGGCUGGAGUUUUCCUUCAUCAAGUACAAUUUUGGAAAGACUUUUAUUUACACUGAUGGCAUGGUGCCUGCCACAUGCACACUGUUAAUCAGCAACAAAGGGGAAAGAGGAAUCAGUAUGGACUGUUUAUUCUCCAACACCCCUUUUCUGGAAGUGGGUUUCCUGCCUGAUGUACUGCCCCCUUGUGGGAGCAUUGAGGUGCCUAUCACAUUCUACCCUCGAGAAGCAACGCACUACCAUGAAAAGGUAGUCUUUGAGAUAAAUGAGUGUUCCAGGCAGGUAGUGGAAAUCAUGGGGAAAGGAAUUGAGAUGAAGAUUGAUGUAGAGGAUCCAAAAUUAAAGACUUUGAAGCUUGGAACUCUGCAGGUGGGCCAGAGGAGCAAGAAGCUCAUCCCUCUGAUCAACAACAGUCUGUCUUCCUUGACCUUCUCUCUCAUCUUCACACCAUUUGCACAGACUCUCCUGAACUCUAAGGUCCUGUCAGUGAAUCCAAGUGGGGAGGUGACAUUGAAAGGUAGAGGGGGAAAGUGUGUGGUGGAGGUGCUCUUCAGCCCUCAGCAACGCAUGACCCCCUUCAGCGAGGAGGUGCAACUAAAGUGUUUAGGAACCAUGCAUCCCCUACUGGUGCUGAAAGGCUGCUGCCAGGGUGUGGAGGUUACACUGGACCAGAACUACUUGUCAUUCGGAGGUGUGGCCCGGCAAGGCCAAGCCACACGUCAGAUUACGCUGCAAAAUACAGGAGACAUUGGGGCUAGGUUCAUGUGGGAUGCCAAGGCCUUUGCUCCGGACUUCAGUAUCUGCCCAGCUGAAGGUUAUAUCUGCCCAGGAAUGGAGGUGCCUUUGGUGGUGACUUUUGCUCCUGUGGAGGUCAAGCAGGAUCUGUACUAUAACAUUUUCUGCUCUAUAGAGGGGGGCAAGCCUUUAACUCUUACCCUUGCUGGCUCCUGCAUUGCGCUCCCAGUUGCCAAACAGGUGCUUAAUUUUGUGUGUCAGGUCCGUAGUCAUUGCACUCAGUCUGUGAGUUUAUCUAAUAAUACCAACCAGCCCUGGCAUCUGAAGCCUGUGAUUGAGGGUGAAUAUUGGAGUGCUUCACUCUUCUUCUUCAUUGAGCCCUACCAGCAAAAUAAAGCCUAUGAGAUCACCUAUAAGCCCUUGGCCAUGACCACGAAUGGCAAAAAGCACCUGGGCUCCGUGUUUUUCUCUUUACCUGAUGGAUCAAGCAUGCUGUACCCCCUACAGGGCACAGCAGAGCCACCUCUAGCUGUGAGCACAAUUAACCGUGAAGUACCUUGCAAGACAUCCUACACAGAGAUUGUCCCUGUUCAUAACUGGUUGCCCAAACCUCAGAGAUUCCGUGCUAUAGUGGAGAUAAUUAAACCAGAACAUCCUGACAGCACAGUCUUGCUGAAGGGGCUUGAUUAUGUGGAUGUUUCAGCGUUGAGUAAAAGGGAUUACAAAAUCUCCUUCUUCAGCUACAAGGAAUGCCAAUACAAUGCCAAACUGAUCUUUAAAAAUGAGUCCACAGGGGAGUACCAGUUUUACUACCUGAACUUUAAGGCCACACCUCCUGGAGUGAUCAGCGCUAUUGAGAUGGUCACAGUGGUUAGGCAGAUGACUUCAGGCUGUGUAAAAUUGGAAAAUCCUCUACCCAUGAACCUGUUGUUCACAACCGAGUGCCGCAGUUCCGAUGUCAAUGUGCAACCUCAGUUCUUAGUGCCUGCACAAUCUACGGAAACCUUGAGGUUUGACUACCAGCCUCUCCGUCCAGGUGAAACUAAAACACGGCUCAUGCUGUCUAACAGUGAACUGGGUUAUUUUCACUAUGAGCUUUUACUCCGUGCACUUCCUGCUCCUCCUGAGAAACCCCUUUACUUCAGAGCACCACUGGGCAGUGGGCAAUAUCUCACUGCCAAGUUCACCAGCUAUUCCCGUGUCAAAACUGAGUACACUUGCAAGACAGACCAUCCGGACUUCAGCGUGGAAAAAAAUGUAAUCAUAGUGGCAGCAAGCUCCCAAUCAGGCACUGAUGUGAGUGUGGAAGUCUACUUUGAGCCCUGCCAAUUAGGUGAGGUGCGAAGCCAACUGACCAUAUCAUCCAGCACUGGAGGGGAUUAUGUGUUCCCUCUGUAUGGAACAUGCAUCCCUCCCAAAGCCCAGGGCCCCUUGGUCAUCCGUGCUGGCUCCAACAUCUCUAUUGCCUUUAAGAAUGUCUUCAUGGAGACCACAGCCUUUUCUUUUCAAGUGGAUAACCCAGCCUUUACAAUCAAGGGCCUGGACACCAUUCGCUCAAAGAAGACUCAACAAAUCCUUGUGAGCUUUGAGAGCCCUCAGCAAGGCUCCAAGGUCCCCUGCACAGGAAAACUUAUCAUCUCCAGUCCACGCACAGAGGGCCAUGGCCAGUGCCUCUCCUGGGUAUAUUACCUGAAGGGCAUCACUUCAGAGCAGCCUCAGAGAGAGAUGAUGUCAUAA
Molecule: messenger RNA, 14883 nt
Organism: Tachysurus vachellii
Lineage: Eukaryota; Metazoa; Chordata; Actinopteri; Siluriformes; Bagridae
Product: hydrocephalus-inducing protein homolog
Exons: 83
Biological process (GO): cilium movement; axonemal central apparatus assembly
Cellular component (GO): axoneme
Source: RefSeq, a predicted model, not a curated record